ACAGUCUUCAUUUUGUUUUUGUUGCGCGCGGUUGUUCUUCGUUUCUAUUGUGUUUGCAAAAGGGAAAACGCUCACUUGGAUGCAAUUUUCAUUAGCGCGAAAAUUGUGAGAACUCAGCGCAAACAAUAAAAGAAAAAAAAGAAAAAGAAUCCCAACAAAACAAAAACAAAAAUAAAUAUAAAUAAAAAUAAAAAACAUUCCAAACAGACAAACAAUCGCAACACAACGGAAUUGACAAUACAAUUGCGGAGGUUGUUGCAGAUUCCAGGUCUAGAAGCGAGUGUGCCACACGGACGGGGCACUUGCGAGUGUGCGUUUGUGUCUGUGUGCGCGAAUAGAUAACUGCAACCACAACAAUUGAAGUGCAGUUGAACAGCAACUCAAAUGAGGCGGCAGUCAAUGAUGCUGGCCGCGAUAUUACUGGCUGCCAUUUUGGGCAGCGCAACGGCAACGAACAAUUCCCCGCCACGGAUAAGCAAACAGCCGCCCACAGAUGAGCUGCUCUUCAAGGUGGCGCAACAGAACAAGGAGAGCGACAAGCCAUUCAUUAUUGAGUGCGAGGCCGAUGGACAACCCGAACCGGAAUAUAGAUGGAUCAAGAACGGGAAACCGUUUGACUGGCAGGCAUACGAUAAUCGUAUGUCCCGGCAGCCCGGACGCGGCUCAUUGGUGAUCACAUCGCCCAAGGAUGAGGAUCUGGGACAGUAUCAGUGCUUUGCCAGCAACGAGUUUGGUGUUGCCACAUCGAAUUCGGUGUUUGUGCGCAAGGCGGAGCUGAAUGCAUUCAAGGACGAGGUGGCACGCAGCGUUGAGGCCAACGAGGGUGAUCCCUUCUCACUGCAGUGCGAGGCGCCCGACGGCUGGCCAAAGCCAACGGUUAACUGGCUGAUCCAACAGAGCAUCGGAUCGGGCAUCAAAUCGAUCAACAAUUCACGCAUGACCCUCGAUCCGGAGGGCACGCUCUGGUUCUCAAAUGUGACGCGCGAGGAUGCCAGCGAUGAUUUCUACUACGCCUGCUCGGCGACCUCGGUGUUCCGCAACGAAUACAAGAUCGGCAACAAGAUACUCCUCGACGUCAAGCAGAUGGGCGUGAGCGCCUCCCAGAAUCGACAUCCGCCCAAGCGUCAGUACGUGACCCGUAAGAAUGAGGUGGCGCUGCGCGGCAAACGAGUGGAACUGUAUUGCAUCUAUGGCGGGACACCGUUACCACAGACGGUGUGGUAUAAGGACGGGCAGCGGGUGCAGUGGAGCGAUCACAUUACGCAAGGCAAUUAUGGUAAAUCGCUGGUGAUCAGGCAAGCGAAUCUCAACGAUGCAGGCACCUACAACUGCGACGUGUCCAACGGUGUGGGCAACGCCCAAUCCUAUUCGAUCAAUUUGAAAAUCCAUGCGAUACCCUAUUUCACCGAGGAGCCGGAAAUACAAAAUGCCGCCGAGGAUGAGGAGGUCGUUUUCAAUUGCAAGGCCGCUGGACAUCCGGAGCCAACGAUCCAAUGGAUACACAAUGGCAAACCGAUUGCACAGAGCGAACCGAAUCCGCGACGCACAGUUACCAAUAGUUACAUCAAGAUUGUGAAUCUGGUUAAGAAAGAUACGGGAAAUUAUGGGUGCAACGCCACCAAUUCUCUGGGCUAUGUCUACAAGGAUGUGUAUCUAAAUGUGCAGGCCCUGCCGCCAGAGAUUCAGGAGCCGCCCCGUGCCGAGUUUUCCGUCAACGGACGCAACAUCACAAUGAAAUGUCGCGUCUUUGGCGCACCCAAGCCGCAGGUGAAAUGGCGCCAGAACAACAACUGGCUGACCGGCGGACGUUAUACGGUGCUCGCCUCGGGCGAUCUCGAGAUCAAGGAUGUGGCUUUUGCCGACAAUGGUAACUACACCUGCCUGGCGGUCAACAAGUUUGGCAAUGCCACCGCCCAGGGUUCCCUGGUGGUUAGGGAGCGCACCCGGAUCACACAGGAGCCGCAGAACUAUGAGGUCGCUGCUGGCCAAUCGGCGACAUUCCGUUGCAAUGAGGCGCAUGAUCCCAAUCUGAAUCUGACGAUCGAGUGGCUCAAGGAUGGCCAGAACAUCGACUUUGAUGCGGAGGCGCGUUUCGUCAAGACCAAUGACAAUUCACUGACAAUUGCCAAGACCAUGGAGCUGGAUUCGGGCGAAUAUACGUGCGUGGCCAGAACUGAACUGGACGAGGCCACAGCGAGAGCCAAUCUAAUUGUUCAGGAUGUGCCCAAUGCCCCCAAAUUGAUCGGCAUCACAUGCCAGGACGACAAGGCGGAGAUCUCCUGGGAACCGCAGGGUGACAAUCGCUCCCCCAUUCUCCACUAUACGAUCCAGUACAACACCUCGUUCACGCCCGCCUCCUGGGAUCGGGCGUUCGACAAGGUGCCCAGCACGGAUUUCUCAUUUGUUGUGCAGAUGUCGCCAUGGGCCAAUUACACAUACCGUGUGAUUGCAUUUAACAAAAUUGGCCAAUCGCCGCCGUCCGGUCACAGUGACGCGUGCACCACACAACCGAAUGUGCCAUUUAAGAAUCCCGAGAAUGUUGUCGGCCAGGGCACGGAGCCAAACAAUUUGGUCAUCGAAUGGACACCGAUGCCGGAAAUUGAGCACAACGCACCCAAUUUCCAGUAUCGCGUUAGCUGGAAACGUGACAUACCCGCUGCCGCCUGGGAGAACAAGGAUAUCUACGAUUGGCGUCAGAGUAAUCUAUUGAUCGCCGAUCAGCCGACAUUCGUCAAGUAUCACAUCAAGGUGGUCGCCAUCAAUGAGCGCGGUGAAUCGAAUGUUGCCGCCGAGGAGGUAAUUGGUUACUCGGGUGAGGAUCGUCCCCUCGAGGCGCCGACCAACUUUAGCAUGCAGCACGUGACCAGUGCCACCAAUGCCUAUCUCGGAUGGAAUCCGGUCAGCGAGGAGUCUGUACGCGGCCAUUUCAAGGGCUACAAGAUCCAGACUUGGACAGACAAGGAGGGCGAAGAGGGCUUGCGGGAGAUUCAUACGAUCCAUAGCAAAGCGCUCGUCACACAAUUCAAGCCAGACUCCAAGAAUUAUGCCCGCGUUCUGGUCUACAACGGACGCUUCAAUGGACCGCCCAGCGCUGUGAUUGACUUUGAUACCCCCGAGGGUGUGCCGUCAGCGGUGCAAAGCUUGGAGGCAUAUCCGCUUGGAUCCUCCGCCUUCUGGCUGACCUGGAAGAAACCGCUCAAUCCCAAUGGCAAGCUAACCGGCUACAAGAUCUAUUAUGAAGUUGUCCGCGGCAGCUUUGUCGACGAGCGACGCGAAUACGAUCCCCAUAUCACCGAUCCACGCAUCACACGCAUGAAAAUGGCCGGCCUGAAACCGAACACCAAAUAUCGCAUCUCCAUUACCGCCACCACCAAAAUGGGCGAGGGUGCCGAGCAUUACAUUGAGAAGAGCACACUGGGCGAGGACAUUGCGCCCCCGUCCACGCCCUCUUUGACAUGGGAACAACUGUCGGCGCCAAAUGGUAUGCCCAGAUAUCGUAUUAAUUGGGUGCCCAGCACUGAUGGACGUUCAGGCUCACACUUUUUCACCAAGUACAGAAUCAAGGGUGAAACGGAAUGGAAGAAUGAGCACCCCGAGAAGUCAGUUGAUUAUCAGGAGAUUGGCAGCCUGGAUCCGGAUACCGUUUAUGAGUUCCGCGUUGUAUCCGUCGAUGGGCACUAUUACACGGAGAGCGCCACCAGCGAGAUUGAUACGAACAGCAUCGAGGGACCAAUAAUGGUGCGAAAUGAGAGUCUGGCGAACGCUGGUUGGUUCAUUGGCAUGAUGCUGGCUCUAGCCUUCAUCAUCAUCCUGUUUAUCAUCAUUUGCAUCAUACGGCGUAAUCGCGGUGGCAAAUACGAUGUGCACGAUCGAGAGUUGGCCAAUGGCCGGCGGGAUUACCCGGAUGAGGGCGGUUUCCACGAGUACUCGCAACCUUUGGACAACAAGAGCGCUGGUCGCCAAUCCGUUAGUUCAGCGAAUAAGCCUGGCGUGGAGAGCGAUACCGAUUCGAUGGCCGAAUAUGGCGAUGGCGAUACAGGCAUAAACGAAGAUGGUUCCUUUAUUGGCCAAUAUGGACGCAAAGGACUUUGAUUUAAUUUGUAAGCAGCAACCCGAACCAAUUCGAACCGAGCCCCUCCACAACAACAACAACAACAACAAGAACAACAUCCGCAACAACAACAACAAAUACAGCCCAAAAUUCUACAUGAAAAUCAAAGUUUUUCUUUAAGUUAAUUUUUAGUGCGACAAGUUUAUUUUCUAUAUGAAUGCGAAUAUUUUUUAUAAAAUAACUAAAACUUAGAACUAAACACACAAAAAAUGACUGCCAAGCAAAAUGAAGUUAAAGAACAAACCAUAGCAGCGAUGCAGCAAAAACUCCUUAAAAAACAAUUACAUUUAUUUAUAUAACAAUCGAAUAAAUCUGACGACUUGACUCGCCCAAUUAGCGACAGUAGCAGCAGCUGAGAAAGCAUCAAAUUCAGUAACAGAAACGAAAACCGUUACCCAAAACACACCAUCUUCAACUCAACCGCCUCCCAACCCACCACACCUUUCUCAAUAAAGCAGCUGCGUGUUUCGUUGCUCGUUCUCUCACUCUCACUCUCUCUGUCUGUCUCUCUCUAUCCACCUAUUUAUCAGACUAGCGCUCUCAGUCUGCCCUCCCCCACACUUUUAACAUGUAAUGCAUAUGCGUAAAUACAUAAUUAAAUUUAAAAUUUUGUUUAAAAAGUAAUUAAUGUAAAUUCACCGUUUUUAGUUUCCUCCUCUUUGAAAACAAAAAAAUUGCAUACUUGUGUAUUUUCUUUUAAAUUCUAUUUAGUUUUGUUUCAUAAUUUUAAUUUUGUGUACAAUAUUUUUAAAUGAAAUAUGUUUUACCUUAUUAUUUCUUAAAUAUAUAUAUACAUUUUUUUAUCAGUUCGCUUGGACUGCAAAAUAUAAGGAAAUGUUGUAAACAACUGUAUUUUGUAAACAGUUUGUUUUUUUUUGCAUAAAAACUAAAAACAAAGAAAAAAAUG
Messenger RNA from Drosophila grimshawi, 5018 nucleotides. RefSeq names its product neuroglian. Bases 385 to 4092 code for a protein of 1235 amino acids. The transcript has 8 exons. The record is from RefSeq and is a predicted model, not a curated record. Gene Ontology annotation, biological process: cell-cell adhesion; brain development. Gene Ontology annotation, molecular function: cell-cell adhesion mediator activity. NCBI's taxonomy places the organism in Eukaryota, Metazoa, Arthropoda, Insecta, Diptera, Drosophilidae.